This is a messenger RNA of Drosophila elegans, 7854 nucleotides long. RefSeq names its product mucin-5AC. NCBI's taxonomy places the organism in Eukaryota, Metazoa, Arthropoda, Insecta, Diptera, Drosophilidae. Gene Ontology annotation, molecular function: serine-type endopeptidase inhibitor activity. The record is from RefSeq and is a predicted model, not a curated record.
CCCACGUUCAGUUCACUGCGAGCGCUUACAGCGUCUGGUGCGUUGCGACAGAAGAACGAGUGCCGAGCAAACCGAAAAAACCACCAACCAGUCCACCGAAUCAACAGACCGAACGAACACAACCAGCCAAAGGAUAUAAUCCUAGCGAACAGAGCGAACUCCUAUAUCCAUGCAGUGCAAAAGUUGUGCGUGCAAUGAGCCGUGAUUCGAAUGUGGCACGAUUUUAAUUAAAUCGCCAGUUAUUGAAAGAGUUAAAACAAAAUACAAAGUACAUCACGGUUGAAUUGAAUUCCGCUGAGCGGGAACCCACACACACGUCGUGCUGCACGGUUCAGCUUCUGAAUCAGGAUCGUGUCCGUAUCCGUGUUCGUUUUCGUGUUCGUAAUCGUAUUCAUAUUCAUAUUCGUAUUCGUAUUCAUAUUCAUAUUCAGUGCGCGCUAAAUUCCUGUCGGCUGCUCCCGCUGCACCGACUGCACUGACUGCUGUCCUUGUCGUAUUGUUUAUGGAUUUGUUGGUUUUUGGUUCCGCGAGCUCCCCCCUAACACGUAGCAGUGGCGUCAACAGCUCUCGCUUGAUGUUUAUGCAGCGUCCUUCGACAUUAAGCGCCAAUCGGACUCAGUGAGCCAAAGGUCCCGACCUCCCGCCAGCAAAGGGAGAGGAAAACAAUUUUAAGAUUAGUCCGGGGCUAAAGCACCAAAGCGCCCGCUCCGCCCCAGCACUCCACGAACCCACAAUGCGUCUACCGCGCACAUCCCCGGCACUCUGGCCGCUGCUCUGGCUGGCCUUGGCCACCGCCGGCAUUCCGGCCUAUCCAAACAGCCAGCCGCAGCAACCGCUGGUCACCUAUGUGACCACCUCGACGACGUCCAGCCAGCGGAGCCAGCCCAAGUCCGCCAACAUGCAGCCGGCCUUCGUCUACGAUUCACCUCCUCCUCAAGGGGAGGAGGGUCCGGGUCCAAAUCUCCCCCUGAGCACAGCCACAUCCACAGGGGUCGAGGAGACUGAGCCGUCAAAGAAAGUCAUCGGUUCCAGUGCCACCCCAUCGGUUUCAGUGGUUCUCGAUGGCAAUGAGCCGCAGUUCACGGACGCACUCGGCCACAAGGUCCCGAAGCCACAGCCGUCGUUGCAAGUGGCCAGCCCCAUCGUGCUGCUUAACCCAGACCGCUACGAGUUCUACACGUUCGACGAGCACGGCGAGCUGGUCAAGCGGCUGAUGACCAUGCAGGAGAUUCAGAGCAUCGUGGCCAAUGGCGACGGCGAGGGACCGUCCAUCAUCCACCCCGCCCCGCUGGCUGAAAGCAAUCCCGAUAAGAAUGUCCAGGACAUUGUGAACAGCGUGCAGGACGUGCUGAACAAGGAGGUGGCCUCCAGCUCGGCCAAGAACAGCUCCGGGGAGCUGCUUCUCCCCCUUUUGGAUACGCCCGACGUUUCCUCCUCCUGGUCGCUUAUUCUGCCCGCCAUUUUCGGCAACACGGGUGGCGACAUUUUCCCACAGCAACGCCCGCCCCAGAUUGUGAUGACUCCGGAGUCGGAGCUGCUGGAGACAUCCACCCGGGCGGCGCCACCAACCACACGUGCCACGAAGAAACCCAAGCCCGCGAAGCGCAAGCCGGGCACAAAACGCAAGCCCGCAACCACUACCAGCACCACCCAAGUGACACCGCAGGUGGUGCAGGAGGAACUGGAUCCGAUGGAGUCCGUGUACACGGGAAUGCAGCAAUACCAACAGGUGGCCGCCAACAUGCCCGAGUUUGAGCUCCUCCACAUGCAGCCGAUCUACCAAAAGCUGCCGAGCACCACAGGGCGGCCGGAGACCACCACGCGACGCGUAUUCUACAACAACCAGGAGAUCAUUCACACGCCCACCUCCUCGAGCAGCGCCCCCUCGAGCACCGAAAUUGCCUUCAGCCACCAGCUGGCCAAGAAGCCGGCGAGUGUGCAGCGCAAGCCCACUCAACCUCAACGCGUGAAAAAGCCUAACGGUGGGGCUCCGGCCGAAACUACAUCCCAGUCCACUGGGGGAAAGCAGAAGGUCAAGAAGAAGACAACUACCACAACGACAACGACAACAACCACACCGGCCCCCCAAACCCAAACGGAGUCACCCACUCAAGUGACGCAAGAGGAGCCUGCACCAAUAGAAAGCACGACCACAACCACCCAACCACCGGCCCCGACCACUCAGAAAAAGAAGAAACGCAAGCCCACACGAGCCCCAGGUACAGGACCGUCCGGUGGCAACGCAAAACCAUCGAAGCCAAAGCGGAAGCCCACGUCGAAGCCAAAACCAAUGAUCCAGGAAGUGAGUGAAUCAGCCUCCGCUGCGUCUGCACCACAGCCGCAGAUUGUGGAUACUCAGAAGCACCCAAGACCGCAGAGACCCCACAAGAAGCCCAAGCCAACAGCCAGCACUACGACGACAACAAGCACAACAACGCCAGUGCCAGAAGCAACAGCAACAACAACCACACCGGAACCAGUGACCACUCCGCCAGAGGCUCCAAUCACAGAGCCACCAGCAGAGUCCAGUCCAGGCACCACCACUCCAGAACCAGAGCCUCAAACGACACUUCCCUCAACAACUCCAACAACCGAGGCUCCUACAACAACAACCACAGAGGCUCCGAUAACAACAACCACUGCUCCCACUACAACAACCACAGAUCCCACUACAACAACCGCUGCUCCUGCAAAAACCACAGCGAUUCCACCUGCUCUACACCACCAGAAAUUGCAUAACAGGCCCGCCAACCGUCCCACAACGCAACACCACAACCGAAUCCACGCGAAGCCAGUGCACAGCACCACCACUGAAUCGGGUAAGGUGUCAGGGGAGCUACAAGCCGAGAGCUACGGACUGGUUAAUGUGAUUCCCGCCUCGAGCACCAUCCACAAACCAUUCUAUCCGAUGCCCAGCUACGAUGCCGACUCCUCUCAAAACACGACUUCUUUGUUCGCCGAUCCUUCGGCGCUUCACUCGCCUCUGAAAAAGACUCCUUUGCCGUCACUCACCCAGCUGCAGCAGCAGUUGCACCUCGGCUCACCAUCACCAGCUCCCCAGCUCUCACCCGCUCAAAUCCUCUCCAUGGACCAAAUAGUGCAGUCCCUGACCCAGGACCUGUCGACCACUGACAAGGCGGAAGACGACUCCGUCGCAAGUCCAGUGAGUUACGACAGUGCGGAGAGCAAGCUGCAGAUGGAAGCGCUGGCCAACAAGAAAAAGGUAGCCUUCGUUGCCAUCACCACCGCUGCGCCAGCAACGACCACUACUACGGCCAGUUUACCGACCACCUCCUCCAAGCCCACCACAAUUCUGACUAGCAACAAGCCACUCACGUCUCACUACGGCGGAAGCACUUUGGCCACGAUGCUUUCAGAAGAGGGAGAGGACGUCACCGACUCCACAGAAUCCUCUGUGGCCCACCCGCAGCCAGCAGAGACCACGCUCAGCAGCCUCGAGGACGAUGACGUGGAGCAAACGCCCGUGGUUGUCAUCACUGCCAGACCACAGUACUUUACGGUUACGCGGAGGCCGGAACCACUGAAGCCGAUCAAGACCGACCAGAGCCAGGAGGAGCCGGAGACAACCGAGUUACCCGGGCAGACACUGUUCCUAGUGACAACUCCGAUGUCGCCGCUGGAAGAACAGGAAGUCACAACCGAUAAGAUCGAUGCUGAGCCCGAUCACGAGGUUAAGUUUGAGCCUCUCAACGAAAGUGUACCGAACGAACUUCCUCCCACAAGCGGCUAUAACCCACAGAGUUUGGAAAUUGCGGAGGAGGCGGGUGGUGCGGUUGCCACCACAGAGCAGGCACUUCGUCUUCCCGUUUCUGAGAGCAGCACAGUUAAUGACUUUGACAGUACCGAAGUAACCCCCCAGAUCGCCGACCUUGUGCAGCAACUCAACCUAGAGAUGCUUAAGCCCACGGACCAGAUUUCCAUGGCCAACUUCCAGACUCAGGCGGCCACCGUUGCCUCCACCUUAGUGGAUGGCACCAACACGCUCGUCUCGGAUAUCCCCAUAAACUCAAACGAGACCAAGGACGAGCUAGAAUUCCUCAUGUCCGAUGUUAUACAGCAGAUCACUCAAGGCGAUCAGAGCAAGCUCCCGCCAAAGGCCCAAUCGCCAGACGAUUCACACCGCCUGACCAAUUUCGCCCAACUUAACAGCUCAUUCCUUCUCCAACCAAGGCCAGAAAAAACGGAGGAGCCUCAGGAGCCUAAGGAGCCCCAAGAACCGUACAGACCAGAGCCGCAGCUCGAGACAAAGCCACCCACUCCUAGUACGACAACAGCAGCCCCUUUCAAGCCGGACGCUUUCCCAGCAAAUCCCAUACACGUGGAGACGAGCACCCAGCGGAUUCCCAUUUUGUCGCUGUCCCAGAUUUAUGCGCAGCAGCAACAAGACGAGGAUGAGGAGCAGCAAGUUUUUACCAACGAACGCCUCGAGGUGCAGCCAACUCAAGAGCCCGGCAAACAGGAAACAGUCCCCGCCUUAGAGGCGUCUACAGCUACGCCCUUAGUGGGCACCUCCGAGGCUGACGCGGUUGAGGCCGCCACCACCACAGAGUAUCAGCUGACGCAAGAGCCCAACCAGGAGACCACUUCCAGUGAGGAGGGUUCUGGCAGCGAGGAGUCAACGACCAGAUACAGCGACAUCCCCGAAAGCUACACGCACCCCGAAAGUGAAGAGGAAGUGCCCGAGCUGUUGACAAAUGGAUACAACGAGCAGCAGCAGACGGAGACGAGUGCUUUCCAAGAAAAAGUGACAGAGCCCGUGCACGAGCCCGAGCCCGUCCUCACCACGGAAAAGUCUACGCCGGAAGAGCCAGAGACCACCGCCCCGCAGUUCGUGGAGGAAGAGUCGACAUCGGCGAGCAAUGCCUACCAAGACUCUCAGGCAGAAGAGCAAACUUCGACAACGGAUAAGCUUGAAUACCCAGAAGAGCAGCCGCAGUUUUCCCAAAUAGCCGAUGUGAAGGACAGCGCCACGAACGCCGCCCAAUUGCUGCCACAAUACCAGGCACCAGCCAGCGGAGAGCGGGAGGAGUCCGAAGUGCCGGUCACGGAAAUUCCCGGUGAUAUGUCCUUGGCAUCUUCCGAUUCGGACAUGUCUCUGAGUUCCGAGCAGGUGACUGAAAAAAUAGAACUGAGCACGGUUAGGACGCAGCAGUUGGACGACGAGUCAUUGGAGGAAGUUUCAGACGAGCUGACAGCCACCAUUUCGGAGGAACAAGAGGCCGAGGAUGUGGGGGCGGUGACCAGUGCCCAAAAAAUACAGCCGGACGACGAGGAUCCAUACGUAAAGCUGGGUGAAACUACCGCGAGUGUCGUGAGACCGUUGAACCCUAGCGCCGAAAAGGUCGAAGAGGAUAAGAGCGUCACUGAACCCGAAGACGACAACUACAAGGUUACAUUGCCUUUGGCCAGCUACGGAAACCCACCAGUGGAUCAGGCGGAUGAGGAAGACGAGGAGGAUCAAGUGCUUUCCCAGAUGCCUAGCAGUACUACCACAAGGGCAACCACUACUACAAAGCCCACAACGGAAACUCCAACCACGACUACGUCUAGCACAACCAGUGCUCCCUCAACGACCACAAAGCGACUGAACACCUUGAAGCCUGUUUCCUACUACGUUCAGCCCUCCCUGCUGGGUGGCUACAAUCAACUGGACUACCAGCCGCCAAAGGUGCUGCCCUAUAAUGCCAACAAGGCGGACCCAACUCCGACCCACAGCCCAUAUCAAUCUGCGUUGAGCCAGCAGCGACCCUCCCAGCGGCCCCCGCUGCUUACCAAUCUAAUGGCCAGCUCCACGCAGUCGACCCGGCCCCCCGUGAAACUAGAACCCAGUCCGGAGUCCUCCCAGGGGCUGGAGGCCUCCACCGCACCUAUGGACGCGGACCUGCAGUCCUUCGCUCGGCUCUGCAACGAGCUCGCCUUCAGCUACUGGCGCGCCAUUACCUCGGAGAAGAUCAGCUCCGCCAGAAGUCUGGUCCUCUCCCCGUUCGCCCUCACUUCCAUGCUGUCAAUGGUAUUCCUUGGGGCGCGCGGAAGCACGUCCGGGGAGAUGAACGAGAUCCUGAAGCUGGACGACAUGGUCACCUUCAAUCCGCACUUGAUCUUCAAGAACAUUACCAGUUCGGUGGAACAGGCCACGGACAGCGACAUCGCCACUGCGGCUUUCGUGCGCGAGAUCUUCAGUGACCGGGCAAACGGAAAGAUACUGCCCUUCUUCAAGGAGAAGACCCAGCAGCUGUACGCCGGACACGUGGAGGAGGUCAACUUCCACGUGGUCAACGACAUCGUGCGCCGCCGCACCAACCUCCUGGUGAAGCGCCACACGAUGGGCAAGGUUCUGGAGUACCUGCGCACCAACAGCGUGUGGGUGAACGGGCCGCUGGCCACCAUAUCGGCCAACCUCUUCCAGACGGACUGCUCGCACGGCUCCACCGCGGAGCGCGAUGGGGAGAUGUUCUUCCAAGUGCACCCCACCGUGCGCCAGCGACGGCUCGUGCCCAUUCCGGCCGUGCUCUACCGCUCUGGAUUCACGGCGGGCUAUGAGCCGAAGCUGGACGCCACCGUAGUGGCCUUCGGCCGAGUCCAGGACACGGUGAGCACGGUCUACGUGAUGCCCGGCCACCAGAGCUCCAUUUCGCCGAUGGACAACCUGGAGCGCCUGGAGCGGAGCCUGGUGGAGACUGCCUUCGGAGAGUCGCGCGCCUGGAGCCGGCUGCUCACCUCGCUGAUGGACCGGCCUGGCAUGGAGGUGCAACUGCCGCGCUUCUCGCACCGCUCCUUCGUAAACGCCUCGCUGGGCCUGCAGAAGAUGGGGCUGCGGGGCCUCUUCAAGUCGGACUUCGCCGACCUGCGGGGUCUGACGGGCGCCGGGAACCGCGACAUCUUCCUGUCCGACAUGAUCCAGAUCAACACGUUCAGCACCUGCGGCGAGGAGAAGAUAUCCGAGCAUCACCACGUGGAAAUGUACCCUGCACCCCCGCUGCGCAAGCGCAACAAGGACGUGGACGCCACCGAGGACGACGCCUUCGACUCGUCGGAGGCCGUCGUGGACUUCGGCUCGCUGGUGCAGGAGUCUGCCCUUGGGCGGGGAUUCUACGACGACCUGCUGGACCCCAAGUACCUCGAGCUGCCGCUGCCACUCCGUCCGCGGCAGGCUCGCGUGCCAGACGCUCCUCGGCUGCGCUUCGACAAGCCCUUCCUGUAUUUCGUGCGCCACAACCCCACGGGCAUGAUCCUGUUCAUGGGGCGGUUCAACCCGCGCCUGCUGCCGUGAGGCACCGGCUCACAGCACAGACAGCACAGCAACGCAACCGUGGGUCGUUUUCUUGUUAAACCUUGGAAGGUGACUUAGUGAAUUUAUACCGUACUCGUAAUGCUAACUUUAUCCCUAAUGAACGCUGCUUGCUGCGCCUUAAUCCCGCGUCCCCCGUCUGGAUUGGUCCGAUACGAGAUUGAUGCUCAGCAAACGAUUGCAUUUGCCAGUGGCAGCUGCAACUGCAAUUAUUCUCUGUGCGCGCAAAAACGAAAUCAAAUAUCUUAAAUGCUCGAAUGCAGUUUGCGCAAAUUCAUUUUCAACUUUUCUGGCUCGCAUUUAAUUUGCCGCAUACAACCCAAAUGCGGUAUGGUAUAUGAAAAUGCAUUUUUUACUUCGCUCGUUGUUCGCUGAAAAAUCGCUCGAUUCGCAAACAAAUGUUGAAUAAAUACGUAGGCGGCGAAUGCGAACGCAAUCGAAAAUUAAAUGCAAAUGCAAUCAUGGGAUGCGUCAAUGUUUUGGCAACUGAACAAAUGUAAUUUAGUAAAAUAAACUUUACGAAAACGCAAACUAAAAGUUAUGUA